This is a messenger RNA of Amphibalanus amphitrite, 2311 nucleotides long. It is a transcript of the gene DhpD, whose product is annotated as guanine deaminase-like. The record is from RefSeq and is a predicted model, not a curated record. Gene Ontology annotation, molecular function: zinc ion binding; guanine deaminase activity. Lineage: Eukaryota; Metazoa; Arthropoda; Thecostraca; Balanomorpha; Balanidae. Gene Ontology annotation, biological process: guanine catabolic process. Gene Ontology annotation, cellular component: cytosol. Bases 370 to 1737 code for a protein of 455 amino acids. The transcript has 3 exons.
GAAUUGAAUUAAUGAAGGACCCAUGACACUUGGUGGAAGGCCCUCAAACUGAGCUAAGGUCGACAGUCAGUCAUGACUCACGUUCCACCUGUUCAUGACCAUCCCUAUAAAGCAUAACUGAUCAUUAUCAAUGAACCGAAAACUUCCACGGAACUGAGGUUGUUUUGAAUGAAACGUGGAAAACGGAAACAAACGCAAACAACAGAUUCCCGACUGGUGUCAUUAUGGAAUUAGCAAAGUCUGUGGAGCAGGAACUGCGCCGUCCCAGUAAAAGCGGCCGGACCGCGGGGUAGGAUAGCGAGGAGCGACUGAAGAGCGACUGAAGAGCAGAGUCCAGGCAGACUGUCGUAUAGCAUCAGCAGCGACACCAUGUCCCACGAAGAGGACGUGCCGGAGGUGCAGCUGUUCCACGGCACCGUGGUCCACUCCACGGCCAGCAGUGCGGCCGACGUGCUGCCCGAGCACGUGCUGGUGGUGCGCCGCGGCCGGGUGGAGCGGCUGGUGCCGGCGCGCCAGCUGUCCGACCAGCUGCAGCGGCUCGGGGGCACCGCCGAGGACGUGGUGCACCUGGAAGCCGACCAGCUGCUGCUGCCCGGGCUGGUGGACGCCCACAUACACCCGUGCCAGUACCCGAACGCCGGCCUGGCGCUCGACCUGCCGCUGCUCGAGUGGCUCCAGCGCUACACGUUCCCGCUGGAGGCGCGCUUCCGAGACGAGGAGUUCGCCGCUGGCGUGUACGAGACGGUGGUCGAGCGCACCCUGAGGAACGGCACCACGUGUGCUUCCUACUUUGCCUCGAUCCAUCGGCCGGCCACCGAGCGGCUGGCAGACAUUUGCCGCCGGAGAGGACAGCGCGCCCUCGUCGGCAAGACGUGCAUGGAUAUGAACUCGCCGGCCGACUACUGCGAGAAUACCGACGAGAGUCUCCAGGAGACGGCGGCGUUUGUAGCCGGCCAGCUGCGGCGCCGGUGCUCCCUAGUGCGUCCCUCCAUCACACCACGGUUCGCCAUCACCUGCAGCGAACGACUCCUGAACGGGCUCGGCAAGAUCGCCAACCAGCACCAGUUGCACGUGCAGACGCACCUCAACGAGACGCUGCCGGAGAAGGCGCUGGUGGCCAAGCUGUUCCCGGCGGCGCACAGUUACACGGACGUGUACCAGCGUGCCGGGCUGCUCGGUCCCCGCACCGUGCUCGCCCACUGCCUGCACCACGACGAGGGCGAGCUGCAGAUCAUGGCCAACUCGGGCGCCGGCGUGGCGCACUGCGCCAACUCCAACAACUCGCUGCGCUCCGGCCUGUGUGACGUGCGCAAGCUGCACGAGGCCGGCGUCAGUGUCGGGCUGGGCACAGACAUGUCUGGCGGCUACCACCCGUCGGUGCUGGACAGCGUCCGUGCCACGCUGCACACCUCUAACGUGCACGCAAUCCACCGGGACGACUACGAGGCGCUCACCUUCCGAGACGCCUUCCGAAUGGCCACGCUCGAGGGCGCCAGGGCCCUCGGACUCGACGACAUCAUCGGCAACUUCGAGCCGGGAAAGCAGUUCGACGCGGUGGUGGCUCAUGUGGGUCACGAGGAGUCAAACGUGGACCUGUUGACACCGCACUCACACGACGAGCUACUGCAGAAAUUCGUCUACCUGGGAGAUAGUCGUGACAUCUGUGCCGUCUACGUGGCGGGCCGUCAGGUGGUCUCCAAUCCGACUCAGGAAUGGAGCAAGAGCGGCGGCGCCUGAUCACAGUCAGGUAACAGACAGUUGCUGCCUUUACGGUCAGGAAAGGACCAACAACGGCAGUGCCUGAUCGGAGUCGGGCUACUGGUGGUCUCCGGUUUACAGCCGGACUGAACCGGGUCACGUCAGGCUGCUGGCGAGCCUGGAUGAUGACGAGGUAAACACGCUCAGUAGGGGGUGUCACGGUAUAUGAAACAGACUUAUGAUAAAUGUUUAGUCAGUGACAUGUAGAUUUAGAAGGCCCAAGGAACCCCACUGUCGUAGUCGAGUGGGUAUGUUUAAAGGUAAUGUCUCGGAUUUUGAAUCUCAAACCUACAUAGAACUGAUGUUUGCAUAUGAGUUAUCAUACAUAACUGAUUAAGAUUUGUUCAACCUCCAGUCUUCAUCUAUUCAUUCAUUGUUUGUGUUUCGUCAAUGACUUAUGCUGUAGGUAGUUUGGUUGUGGAUAAAGCUGACUAUCCAAGCUAGUUAACAAAGACUUAUGGAAAAUAUAUGACUAUUUUACCGGUACUUAUGGCAGGUAUAAACAUGUCCGUUAAUAACAAUAAAUAAACUCAUGAAGAUGUGCGUUUAUCAA